GGGGGGAGGCGCGUCGCGAGGCGAGCGUCCUCCUUUUGUGCGAGCGCCGGCGGCUCGGCUUCUCGAAGGUAAACAGCGCUUCCUCUUCCUCCUCGCCGCUCCUCUUCCUUUUAUAGUUAUUUCUCGCCUGGCACUCGCCCGGGCUGCUGCUGCUGCUGCUGCUGCCGCCGCGGCGGGGGCAGCUCGCAAACCUGUGGCGGUGACGUGAGCCCCGCCAACCCGGAAACGGCGGCGGCGGCGGCACCGGAGGCUCCGAGGCUCCUGCGCUCCCGCGCCGCGCUCCCCUCGCCCGCCCGGGCCGCCAGGAGAAGAAACUGAGGCCUGGAAUUUGACUAACUCAUUCAAGGUUACCCAGUUGGUAAUUCAUUUGCACACCUGUUAGCAAGAAACAGAAGUUGAAGGACUGGAACAAGUGAACUAGGAAAGAGGGAACGCCAAUCCAAGGAUAGAAGGACAAGGACAGAAUCACCAGCACUGGCUGAAGGUUUGCUGGCAUGGGUAAUCUCAUUAAGGUGCUAACCAGGGACAUAGACCACAAUGCAGCACAUUUUUUCUUGGACUUUGAAAGUACCUUAACAUGGGGAAUCUUCUUAAAGUUUUGACAUGCACAGACCUUGAGCAGGGGCCAAAUUUUUUCCUUGAUUUUGAAAAUGCCCAGCCUACAGAGUCUGAGAAGGAAAUUUAUAAUCAGGUGAAUGUAGUAUUAAAAGAUGCAGAAGGCAUCUUGGAGGACUUGCAGUCAUACAGAGGAGCUGGCCACGAAAUACGAGAGGCAAUCCAGCAUCCAGCAGAUGAGAAGUUGCAAGAGAAGGCAUGGGGUGCAGUUGUUCCACUAGUAGGCAAAUUAAAGAAAUUUUACGAAUUUUCUCAGAGGUUAGAAGCAGCAUUAAGAGGUCUUCUGGGAGCCUUAACAAGUACCCCAUAUUCUCCCACCCAGCAUCUAGAGCGAGAGCAGGCUCUUGCUAAACAGUUUGCAGAAAUUCUUCAUUUCACACUCCGGUUUGAUGAACUCAAGAUGACAAAUCCUGCCAUACAGAAUGAUUUCAGCUAUUAUAGAAGAACAUUGAGUCGUAUGAGGAUUAACAAUGUACCGGCAGAAGGAGAAAAUGAAGUAAAUAAUGAAUUGGCAAAUCGAAUGUCUUUGUUUUAUGCUGAGGCAACUCCAAUGCUGAAAACCUUGAGUGAUGCCACAACAAAAUUUGUAUCAGAGAAUAAAAAUUUACCAAUAGAAAAUACCACAGAUUGUUUAAGCACAAUGGCUAGUGUAUGCAGAGUCAUGCUGGAAACACCGGAAUACAGAAGCAGAUUUACAAAUGAAGAGACAGUGUCAUUCUGCUUGAGGGUAAUGGUGGGUGUCAUAAUACUCUAUGACCACGUACAUCCAGUGGGAGCAUUUGCUAAAACUUCCAAAAUUGAUAUGAAAGGUUGUAUCAAAGUUCUUAAGGACCAACCUCCUAAUAGUGUAGAAGGUCUUCUAAAUGCUCUCAGGUACACAACAAAACAUUUGAAUGAUGAGACUACCUCCAAGCAAAUUAAAUCCAUGCUGCAAUAACAAUUCUGGAAUAAGCACCUGCUGUAGACAGAAGACAGUAUUCUGCAAUGACUGAGAAUGCAGUUUUUUAGUGAUUGCAAUUACUAUCUCAUUUAUUCUUGCUUUUAUUUCUUUCCUCUGUUCCUCUUCCCUCUUUUUUAAUCAUGUUCUUGUUCUUAAGACUUCUUUUCUGUGCCAAAAUCAGUAAAGUUACACUCUGAAGGGAUAUCAUCCUUUCAAACGGGCCAUCUGAGGCAGCUAAUUAUGCAUUGCAUUGGGGUCUCUACUGAGAAAAAUUCUGUGACUUGAACUAAAUAUUUUUAAAUGUGGAUUUUUUUUGAAACUAAUAUUUAAUAUUGCUUCUCCUGCAUGGCAAAACUGCCUAUUCUGCUAUUUAAAAACCCUCAAUGACUUUAUUUUCUACUGCCGCCUUUUUCAUGUGCAACCAAAAUGAAAAUGUUUAAAUUAACUGUGUUGUACAAAUGGUACCCAACACAAACUUUUUUUAAAUUAGUAAUACUUUUGUUUAAAGUUUUAAGUUUGCAUUUUGACUUUUUUUGUAAGGAUGUAUGUUGUGUGUUUAACCUUUAUUAACUAACGUUAAAAGCUGUGAUGUGUGCGUAGAAUAUUACGUAUGCAUGUUCAUGUCUAAAGAAUGGCUGUUGAUGAUAAAAUAAAAAUCAGCUUUCAUUUUUCUAA
Molecule: messenger RNA, 2230 nt
Organism: Pan troglodytes (chimpanzee)
Lineage: Eukaryota; Metazoa; Chordata; Mammalia; Primates; Hominidae
Gene: CYRIB
Product: CYFIP related Rac1 interactor B
Exons: 15
Coding region: 578-1552 (324 amino acids)
Biological process (GO): regulation of actin filament polymerization
Molecular function (GO): small GTPase binding
Source: RefSeq, a predicted model, not a curated record